Molecule: messenger RNA, 2226 nt
Organism: Equus quagga
Lineage: Eukaryota; Metazoa; Chordata; Mammalia; Perissodactyla; Equidae
Gene: FGF19
Product: fibroblast growth factor 19
Exons: 3
Coding region: 250-909 (219 amino acids)
Biological process (GO): positive regulation of gene expression; fibroblast growth factor receptor signaling pathway; positive regulation of protein phosphorylation
Cellular component (GO): cytoplasm; extracellular region
Molecular function (GO): fibroblast growth factor receptor binding; growth factor activity
Source: RefSeq, a predicted model, not a curated record
AAUCUUGAUAAGAAAUGCUUCGGUGUCGCGGGCACCCACCCGCCGGGUAAGACGCGCUAUAUAAGGCCGCCAGCCUCGAGCCGCCGCGCCGUCGGAGAGGGAGCGCUGCGCGCCCAGAGCGCACGGCUGGCUCGAGCGCCGCGGCCACCUUAUCUCGGCACGCUCGGCCUCGCAGCCCGUCCCAGCUGCCGCCCAGCCUCCCGCACCCCCGCCGGCCGAACUACGCGUCCUGAGCCCGAGGGAAGUGCCAUGCGGAGCGCACCGAGCCAGUGCGCCGUGGCCUGCGCCCUAGUCCUGGCCGGCCUCUGGCUGGCCGCGGCCGGGCGCCCCCUAGCCUUGUCCGACGCUGGGCCGCACGUGCACUACGGCUGGGGCGAGCCGAUUCGCCUGCGGCACCUGUACACCGCUGGCCCCCACGGCCUCUCCAGCUGCUUCCUGCGCAUCCGCGCCGAUGGCGCCGUGGACUGCGCGCGGGGCCAGAGCGCGCACAGUUUGGUGGAGAUCAGAGCAGUCGCUCUGCGCACCGUGGCCAUCAAGGGCGUGCACAGCGUCCGGUACCUCUGCAUGGGCGCCGACGGCAGGAUGCAAGGGCUGCCCCAGUACUCGGCCGAGGACUGCGCGUUCGAGGAGGAGAUGCGGCCCGACGGCUACACCGUGUACCACUCCCGGAAGCACCACCUCCCGGUCUCCCUGAGCAGCGCCAAGCAGAGGCAGCUGCUGAAGGGCAAGGGGCUCCUGCCGCUGUCCCACUUCCUGCCCAUGCUGCCCAGGGGCCCAGCGGAGCCCAGGGACCUCCAGGACCACGUGGAGCCCGAUGUGUUUUCUUCGCCCCUGGAGACAGACAGCAUGGACCCUUUCGGGAUCGCCACCAAAGUGGGACUGGUGAAGAGCCCCAGCUUUCAGAAAUAGCUGAGGCUCCGGCCUCCCCUGCUCCCGGGGGCCAUGACCCCAGGCCUGUGGGGUUUGCAGAGUAUGCUCUGGCCAUGCAUCUACCAGGACGAUCCUGGGUCCGUCCGUGUUCUAUUUAGUUUUAGGAAGACACAUUUAGAACUUGUGCACCAUAUAGAGUUUUACCUUGGCUGUGCCAGCUUUUAGCAGGUAGAUUUGUAUGAUCACAAAAUAGUUAAUCCUCUGCUCACCCACUCACCCACCCUAGUCCCCGACCCCGCAACCUUUGCUGUUCAUUGCUGGACAAGUCACUGCGCUGCCCCUGUUCUGCUUGAAUACCUCCAGUGAUGGGGAACUCACUACCUUUGGGAAAGUUCUUACGCCAAGCCGAAAUUCUCUGCAGUUCUCUCCUGUCGUUUUCAGCAGGGGCAGCCGGAAGGAAAGCAGUCGUUUUAAACUCACGUACCAGCCAUCAGCUCUGUGAAACCUCAGAUAAAUUUGACUUGACCGCAAGUGGGAAUUGGUCCUGAUUUCAACUCCACGGAGGAUGGUUGGCCCCCUCCAGCCCCCUCCAGGACAGAGCUGACUGGACACAGGCACGGCCCACCAGGCUUAAGGAGCAGAGGGAGCCCUGAGCCCUGCCCUCCAGCCCGGUGAACCUUGAGAACUCUGUUACAGCUGGUUCUGGAAUGGACUGCUUGGCAUAUAAGGCAAUGCACCUACAUCCACCCACCCCCUUCUGGCAGCCGGUGCCCAGGCUCAGGCUGGCUGCCCGACGGUGACUGGCCAUGCUGCCACCCGCUCAGAGGAACACGACGUGAAGGCAGCCAGCCCCUCCUAGCCACGGUGACUCAGUUUCCAGGGCAUCGGAUCUGCCCCGGUCACGUGGAUCUCACGUGAGGCCGUUGCGAUGGAAGCCCACCGGCCUGCACCCCAUCCUGGGUCUGCCUCUCACGCUGUGGCUCGGCUUCCCCUCUCUGAAGCGCUGUGGGUUUUGAUCUGAAAAAGCAGACGCUCUCUUCCGGAAGCGGCCUCCCGUUUCCCCAGCCCUUUGCCCCUGGCACCAAGUCAUUCUGUGCAUGGGGACCUGGCCGCCUCCCCGCUUAGGGAAACCCACACGUUACAGUCAAAGGCCGGGGGAAGGAAGCUUUGAGAGCCCCGAAUCUUGCCAGUGACUCGUGGGCGGAGCCCAGGAGACGAGGCCUCCCCCAGCGCUUCCAUUCCAACGUGCUAUUUAUGCGUAAUUUAUUUUGUUUGAUAUGUACAUCGCUUUAUUUUCUUACUUUAUUUAUACCCCUGAAUUGUAUUUAUGUACGUACAUGAGUUUUGUUUUCUACA